AUGAAUGAAAAGGAUUCUCCGCAAAUCAUUGAACCUACCUACUCGCAUGUCUUCAACUUCGAAAAAGCCUACUCUUAUCCAAACUCUCAAACAUGGUUCCACAAUAAUUUUCAAUAUUGCUACUACAGCUGUAUUAUUUACGCGAUCCUAAUUUUGGGCGGGAAAUACUACAUGUGGAGCAGACCAAAGUUUGAUUUGAAGCGUCCGCUUGCAUUAUGGAGUGGAUUCCUUGCAGUGUUCUCCAUUAUCGGAUUUUGUAGAACAGCACCGGAAAUGUUCUCUAUAUUGAGAUAUCAUGGAUUUUACCAUAGUAUUUGCAUACCUAGUCACCUUUUGCAAGAUCAUGUUUCUGGCUUUUGGACAUGGGUAUUUGUCCUAUCAAAGAUUAUAGAAUUUGGCGAUACGAUCUUCAUUGUGUUACGAAAGCAACCAUUGAUAUUUCUACAUUUUUACCAUCAUUUAAUUGUUGUUCGUUACUCUUGGUUCCUAUAUGUGGAGACUACAGCAGCCUCAAGGUGGUAUGCCGUAAUGAACUACUUUGUUCAUUCAUGGAUAUAUUCUUAUUAUACUUUGAAAGCAAUGCAAUACAAAUUACCAAAAGGCUUUGCCAUGAUGAUUACUACGAUGCAGCUGGUACAAAUGGUGAUUGGUUGCUUUGCAACUAUUGCGGCUUACUAUUACCGAGAAAGUUGUGAACUUCAAUGCUACACUACGCACAAAAAUUUUAUAUUUAGUUUCAUCAUCUACUUCAGUUUUUUAAUCCUAUUUGGAAAUUUCUUCAUUAAGGCUUAUUUUUUCGAUAAACGGAAAAACAAAGUCGGAGAGAACGUUCACGUCAAUGGAACAAAGGAUUGUUAUAAACCAAAGACUAGCUGAAGUAUAUCAAAGUUUUUGAAAUUUUUUUCUAUAAACGCUUUCUGAUAAUAUUUUAUAAAAACACUUAUAACGUGUUAUAGGAAUCUGUAUUAGUUUACAACGAUAGAAAUUGGUUGUAACAUAAUGCAAGUGAUAAGAUAUUUAUUUAAUGUAAAACAUUUAGUGUAUUUGGUGUUAAGGUAUGGGAUAUAA
Molecule: messenger RNA, 1068 nt
Organism: Bombus pascuorum
Lineage: Eukaryota; Metazoa; Arthropoda; Insecta; Hymenoptera; Apidae
Product: elongation of very long chain fatty acids protein 6-like
Exons: 2
Coding region: 1-876 (291 amino acids)
Biological process (GO): fatty acid elongation, saturated fatty acid; fatty acid elongation, polyunsaturated fatty acid; very long-chain fatty acid biosynthetic process
Cellular component (GO): endoplasmic reticulum membrane
Molecular function (GO): fatty acid elongase activity
Source: RefSeq, a predicted model, not a curated record